This is a messenger RNA of Cataglyphis hispanica, 10983 nucleotides long. RefSeq names its product papilin (gene Ppn). NCBI's taxonomy places the organism in Eukaryota, Metazoa, Arthropoda, Insecta, Hymenoptera, Formicidae. The record is from RefSeq and is a predicted model, not a curated record. The transcript has 39 exons. Gene Ontology annotation, molecular function: serine-type endopeptidase inhibitor activity; metalloendopeptidase activity. Gene Ontology annotation, biological process: extracellular matrix organization. The coding region runs from base 170 to 8797 and encodes 2875 amino acids. Gene Ontology annotation, cellular component: extracellular region; extracellular matrix.
UCUCCCGUGAGCUGUACGCGCGCGUCCCUUCGUGAGGAUCGGCUUCCGUAUCGUAUAGCCUUUAGGCUCUACAGCCUCGAGGAACUGAAAGAAUCGGCGUUGUGUUAGGAAUAACGACUUUUCUUCGCAUCCUGGAUUCUCGCAGGACGGGGGAGCCGCGCUGUUCAUCAUGUACCACCGACUGUCAAGGUCGCUGGGGCUCCUAAUAUUUCUUAUAGCAGCACACGUACACGAUACUUCCGCAAAACACCAUCAUAUAAAAUUAAGGCACGGAAGGCAUCGUCGACAACACGGCGGCAGUUAUCUGCCCGGCAACUUCGUGCCGGAUACGGACGAGCCUGAGAGGGGUAACUGGGGACCAUGGUCGACACCGAGCUCUUGUUCGCGCUCUUGCGGCGGCGGGGUCGCACAUCAGACCAGACAGUGUCUCGACAUAGAUGACAGCGGUCAUGACAGGUGCACCGGUGCCUCCCGAAGAUUCUUCUCGUGUAACAUUCAAGACUGCCCCGGCGAGCCGACGGAUUUUCGAGCGGAGCAGUGCGCGGAGUUCAACAAUGUGCCCUUCGAAGGCACAUAUUACGAUUGGAUUCCAUACACCGGAAGUCCCAAUAAGUGCGAACUUAAUUGCAUGCCGCGUGGCGAGCGAUUUUUCUACAGACACAAAGUCGCCGUGGUCGACGGCACUCCAUGCGAAUCUGAAAAGAACGAUGUUUGCGUCAAGGGCAGAUGUAUGCACGUCGGAUGCGAUAUGAUGCUGGGCAGCGAUGCCAAGGAAGACGCGUGCAGAGAAUGCGGCGGCGAUGGCUCAGAUUGCAAUACCGUUACCGGUUUAUUCGACACAGAUGAUCUCCAAGUGGGCUACAUCGAUAUUUUGCUUAUCCCGGAGGGUGCAACAAAUAUCGUUAUAAGAGAAAUACAGCCAUCGAAUAAUUAUCUCGCCAUACGCAACACAACGGGACAUUACUAUUUAAAUGGGAACUGGAGGAUAGACUUUCCUCGCAGCUUGCGCUUCUCGGGCACAAUCUUCCAUUACGCCAGAGAUCCUCAAGGAUUUGCCGCACCCGACACUAUCACAGCCUUAGGACCGACGAAUGAACCGAUUUACGUAGUGCUGCUGUAUCAAGAUCGCAACGUAGGUGUGCAUUACGAAUACAGUAUACCGAAGAAAUUCUCGUCGCGCACGGAUCCGGACAGCUACACCUGGGUAACCGAUCAAUUCUCCGAUUGUAGCGUCAGUUGUGGCGGAGGCUACCAAUCAAGACGGGUGGCCUGUGUGCGAAGACGCGAUAAUCAACCGGUGGAUGAGAGCCUGUGCGAUCCUCAGCUGGAACCGCCCGACACACAAGGCUGCAGCGAAGAACCCUGUCCGCCUAUGUGGGUGGAGGGUCCGUGGUCCCAAUGCACGAAACAUUGCGGCGAGGGAGGCGAGCAAACGCGAGAGAUUAAAUGUGAGCAGAUCGUCUCGGGUGGGAUAGCCUCCGUGGUAGAUGAUUCCCAAUGUCUAGAAAAGGUGGGGCCGAAAGGGCCCGUCAAGCAGGAAUGCAACAGGGACGUGGAUUGCCCGCAGUGGCACGAGGGCCCCUGGAAACCUUGCGAUCACAUAUGCGGACCCGGUAAGCAAACCAGAACAGUCACGUGCUACAGAAAGGUUGACGGCAAGAUUCAAGUUCUGGAAGAUGAGGCGUGCGAAACGGAAGCGCCGGAACGUGAGAAAGCUUGCGAGUUGAGACCUUGCGCCGGUCUCGAUUGGGUCACCUCGGCAUGGAGCGGAUGCGAGGAGAAAUGCGAUCUUACCAAAGAGACUAGAACCGCACAUUGCGCUACUCAGGACGGCGUGGUUUACUCGGAUGACUUGUGUGAUGCAGACAAGAAACCAGAACUGGAAAGAGAAUGCGAGAAAGCCAAAAACUGUGACUUCCAAUGGUUCACCUCGCAAUGGAGCAAAUGUUCAGCAAAAUGUGGGUCUGGCGUUCAAACGCGCAAAGUUUUUUGCGGCACUUUCAGCGACGAUACAGUGAAAAAAGUCCCGGACGAGAAUUGUGAUCCCGAAGAGAAAUUCGAAGAGACUAAGAAUUGCACUGCCAAAGAACCAUGCAAGGGCGAAUGGUUCACAGGACCUUGGAGCAAGUGCUCAAAGCCAUGUGGCGGCGGCGACAUGACCCGUAAAUUGAUUUGCAUGAAGGAUAAUAAAACGGUAUCCCUAAGUCAGUGCGACGCCAGUACCAUCAUGUUCUCCACCGAAAAAUGCAACGAUCAACCUUGCGAGGAAGGCGUGACACCGGCCGACGAAGAACCAGAUGAGAAAAUAACGGACUCGGAAGAAGAAGAAUGCGAGGAAGAGGAAGAGGAGGAUGAGAAGGGUGCCGUUGAAUACAGUCUCCCUGAGGGGAAAGGGAUGAAGGGCAAGCUGAUCGAGCAAACGGAAUCAACACCUCUGAGCUCGCCGUUUAUCGGAAGUGACAUUUACGAUACCAUGUUUAGCGAUUCGACGAGAGGCGAUAUAUCGCCUUCCGAUCUGGGUAGCGGCGAAGGUAGCGGCGACGACAACGAUUUCACCAUGUUUGAUACCAGCUUGUUCACCGGCAGCACGGGCCUCGAUAGCGAUUCCACCGCAAUCGAGGAGAGCGAAAGUCCGGUGAAGGAAACCACGAUCGAAGCUGGAACCGGUACGACGGAAUUCGGGACAGAAGUGACCGAAUCAUCGGACAUCACCGAAGAUACCGACGUGACGUUUGAAGGUUCCGGCACUACUAUCGAGGAAGGAUCCGGCACAAGUCCUGAGGAAGGAUCCGGCGCGAGCGCGUCUACAAAUGUGUUUACGGAGGAAACUACGAUGGAAGAAACUCAGGCAUCCACGUCGGCUGUGACCGCGGAAUCUGACAUUUCCAGCGAAACCGCCGAAUCUACCACCAGUUCGGAAAGUUCGGAAAGUUCGGAAAGUUCAGAAAAGCCAACAACGACCGAGUCCAGCGACAUGACGACUGGAUCCAGUGACAUUACGACCGAAUCAGCUGAUACUGAUUUCACCACCGGUUCAACGGAAACCACAGACUCAUCCAUUACCGAAUCGACAGAAUCUACCGAAACAAAGAUAACUGAUACCACCGAUACGGUGACGACCGAUUCGACGGAGACGCAAACUACUGAUACGACAGAAUCUACAGACACGACAGAAUCUACAGACACGACUGAAUCCACGGAAUCUUCACCAACUACAUCCUCUUCGGAAACAGAAACAACAGUUACGGAAGAAACAGAAACAACCGAGAGGAGCGACGAGACCACUGAAUCCAGCAUUACAACCGAGACAGCAACUGAGACAUCAACAAUGGUCUCUCAGCUAACAACCGAAUUAAAAGUACAAGGCGAGUAUGAUUUCAAUUCGGAGGAACAAAGUACCGACGUCGUAACGACAGUAUCAGGUUCUACCGAAGAAACUGAUCUCACUACAACGAUUAGCACGGAAGAAAGUACUGUUUCCGAGACUAGCUCGACUGAUGAGACUGCAACUACCGGCAGCGAAACAACCGAAUCGGAACAAACUACGGAAUCAGGCGAGACAACUGAGUUGAGCGCCAGCACAACGGAAUUAACUGAGACAACGAAAUUGACUGAGACAACGGAAUUAACUGAGACAACGGAAUUAACUGAGACAACGGAAUUUGAAUCGACGACCGAAUCUAGAGAAGCUACUAUCAGUACGUUAAGUGCGACCACCGAAUCGGGAGCGACUACGGAGUCCGAAAUUACGGAAACUACCGAGUCAGGUGCGACGACGGAAUCGGAGGAGACAACUGUAUCGAGCGAAACGACCGAAUCAUCGGCCACGACGUCGUCUCUCGAAGAGACAACGGUGACUGGUGAAACCACCGUGACGGAAGUUACGUCCUCCACGAUCAGCGGGGAAACCGAUCUUACCGAGAAGACUCAUGUCACGGAGAUAUGGACAACCAGCUUCCCAGAAACGACCGCGCACAAGCGGCAAUGCAAACCGAGGAAGACCUGCAAAAAGACGCCGUUCGGAUGCUGCUACGAUGGGAUCACCCCCGCUCAUGGACCGUUCGGUCAAGGUUGCCCGACGCCGCAGACAUGUAACGAUACGCGAUACGGUUGCUGUCCCGAUGGCGUGUCGCCAGCCACCGGUCCGAAGAACGCGGGUUGUCCUGAUUCUCAUUGUAACGAAUCGCUCUUCGGCUGCUGUCCGGACGGCGUUACCACGUCGCAAGGCAAUGAUUACGAAGGAUGCGAGAAACCGUGUGCAGAAACAGAAUUCGGAUGUUGUCCGGAUAACGAGACUGCAGCGGAUGGAAAGAAUUAUCUGGGAUGUUGUAAUUCUACCGAGUUCGGUUGCUGUCCGGACAAUAUCAAAGCCGCUUCUGGUCCUGAUGGCGAAGGUUGCGAGGAGGAAACCACUUCCGAAACAUCCGAAACGGAGAUAUACGAGACAACGACGCAACCUCUCCCACGCGAAGAUUGCGCAAACACUACCUACGGUUGCUGUCCCGACGGCAUUACCAUUGCGAAUGGCACGAACUUUGCGGGAUGCGGUGUCAUUAAUACUGAAAAUUGCAGCGCGUCCUAUUUCGGAUGCUGCCCUGACGGAGUUUCAGCAGCUCUCGGCCCGGAUAACUAUGGCUGUCGAAUGCCUUGCCACGAUAGCGCUUACGGAUGCUGCGAGGAUGGGGUAACACCGGCGCACGGACCAAACAACGAGGGAUGCUGCUUAUCGACCCCGUACAAAUGCUGUCCGGAUAACAUUCUGCCGGCGCGUGGACCAAACUUCUACGGUUGCGGCUGCCAGUACACGAGAUUUGGCUGUUGUCCGGAUAAUUCGACGGCGGCGCGCGGACCGAGCAAUGAGGGCUGCGGCUGUCAAUAUACGCCUCACGGUUGCUGUCCGAAUCGGUUUACCCCCGCCAGCGGACCCAAUUUCGAAGGAUGCCCGUGUUACACUUACCAAUUUGGAUGCUGUUCCGACGGCAUUACCAUUGCCAAGGGUUCCCAUGGUCAAGGCUGCGGGUGCGAGAAUACGAAAUACAAGUGCUGCUCGGACGGCCGGACCCCGGCGAUGGGACCGAAUUUUGCCGGAUGCACCUGCGAAGCUUCGCAAUACGGAUGCUGUCCGGACGGAGUCGAGGAAGCUCAAGGAGAGAACUUUGAGGGUUGUCUUACGGUACCGUCGAUGCCCGGUGCUGCGUGCGGUUUGAAGAAGGACAGGGGCUCUUGCCGAGACUUCACAGUCAAGUGGUUCUACGAUACCGAUUACGGCGGUUGCUCGAGAUUCUGGUACGGAGGAUGCGAGGGUAACGAGAAUCGAUUCAAAACGCAGGAAGAGUGCAAAGAGGUUUGCGUUCAGCCGAGAGGAAAAGCUGCUUGCUUCUUACCGAAGAUCGCUGGUCCUUGCGAAGGAUAUCAUCCGACGUGGUAUUACGAUGCCGGUAGAAAACAGUGCGGUCAAUUCAUUUACGGCGGAUGCCUCGGUAAUGCUAAUAAGUUCAAAACUAAGGAAGAAUGCGAAGAACUUUGCGUCACGCCGGACGAUGUUGAUGCUUGCGAGCAACCGAAAGAAACUGGUCCUUGCGCAGGCAACUUUACAAAGUGGUACUUUAAUCAAGAAUCGCAGACUUGCGAGCAAUUCAUAUACGGUGGUUGCAAAGCAAAUAAUAACAAUUUCCCGACGGAAAUUGCGUGUCAUCAGCAGUGCCUACAGCCAGGACGAAGGAAAGAUAGUUGCACGUUGCCACGGGCGGAGGGUACAUGCAUGGAGAAGCAAUCUCGAUGGUACUUUGAUCAAUCGGAGAAUCGCUGUAUGCCAUUCUAUUACACUGGCUGUGGUGGCAAUAAAAAUAAUUUUCAAUCUAGAGAUGUAUGCGAGUCUGAUUGUCCGCCCAAGAUCGAACAAGACAUCUGCCUCCUACCCGCUCUCCUGGGUGAGUGUCGCAAUUACACUCAACGAUGGUACUACGACUCCUACGAGCAGCAUUGCCGACAAUUCUAUUACGGUGGAUGUGGCGGGAAUGAGAAUAAUUUCGUGAGCGAGCAGGAUUGCGUCAACAGGUGCGAGACGGCCGUCACCACGCCACCCCCGUCGGGACAACAAAUUGAACAGUUUCGAACAGAAUUCUGUUUCUUGCCCGACGAACACGGCCCGUGCUCCGAGAAUCAGAUCAAGUGGUUCUACGACAGUCGCGACGGCGUCUGCAAGCAAUUCCGAUACGGCGGCUGUCAGAGCAACGGCAACAACUUCAACACUCGCGAGGAAUGCGAGUAUCGCUGCGGAGAAGUUCAAGAUGCUUGCACGCUACCGAAAGUGAUCGGUCCCUGCAACGGCUUCGUGAAGCAGUUCUACUACGAUCAACGCAGCGAUUCUUGCUACGAGUUCGAGUACAGCGGCUGUCAAGGCAAUAAGAAUCGCUUCUUGAAUAGAGAAUCUUGUGAGAGGAAAUGCAGGCGACAGCCGGCAAUCGUUACGCCGCCGGAAGUUACUCAAACCACAGUACUACCGCCGAUCGGAGAACCGAAGAGUCCGAUCUGUUUGUCACCGGUCGAUUCUGGCGAUUGUGACGACUCCAUCACCGCGUAUUAUUACGAUGCGCAACAUCAAAUGUGUCAGGCGUUCAUCUACGGCGGCUGCGGCGGUAACGCUAACAAAUUCCAGACCGAGGAACAGUGCGAGCGACUCUGCGGAAAGUUCCACGGACAAGACAUGUGCAACCUUCCUGUGGACUCCGGUCCAUGCAGAGGCGUUUUCCGCAAAUAUUAUUACGAACCGAGCUUACGCGCCUGCCGUGAAUUCAAUUACGGCGGAUGCGAUGGUAACGCAAACAGAUUCAGCACUAUCUCCGAAUGCGAGUCCAUCUGUAUACAUCACGAGGAGCCUGUGCCCCCUGGAAACGACACCAGCGUUUCGAAUCUGUCGAUCUGUAAAGAACCGGUCGAUAGCGGAUCCUGCACGUCUGGUUCCAGCAAGCGAUUCUACUUCGACGAGGAACGCCAAACAUGUCUGGCGUUCAUUUAUACCGGAUGCGGUGGCAAUCGAAACAGAUUCAAGACUUUCGAAUCAUGCAUUAAUACUUGUCUUAGGACAAGUAACGAAAUAGACGUGGACUCCAAGGACACGAAAGAUCGCUGCGCGGAGGCCAAGGAAGAAUGUAACAUCGUUCGCUGCCCGUACGGCAAGGAACAAUACGUGGAUUCGCAAGAUUGCGAACGCUGCCGUUGCGUCGAUCCUUGCAGGACGAAGAUCUGCCCUGAAGGUACUCGGUGUGCCAUUACUCUGGUCGCUACGCAAGACGGCACGGAGUACAAUGGCGUUUGUCAAUCGAUCGUUAAACCCGGUCGUUGUCCAAGAGUAUCCAAUAGCACGCGGUGCGAGCAAGAAUGCGUUACGGACGCGGAUUGUUCGGGAGAGUGGAAGUGCUGUGAUAGUGGCUGCGGUACAUCCUGUUUGGAACCUGCGCCGGAAGAGCCUUUGACAACGACGUUACUACCCACUGUCACUCCACCGCAAUACGGCGGUGAACCUGCGAUGAUUCAACAACCCGAUGAACCUCGCGUCAGCGCACAGGAGGGCGGUUUCGUCACGUUAAAGUGCGUCGCGUUGGGAACUCCCAGACCGAUCAUCACAUGGAGGAAAGAUACUACAUUGAUUGGACCUUCCGAAACGAGACGACGUAUACUGCUGGAUGGAUCUCUUCAGAUCAUUAAUUUGUACACUUACGACAAAGGAAUUUAUGUGUGUACCGCUGAUAACGGCUUAGGACCACCGGUAAGAGUGGAGUAUCAAUUGGAAGUUACAGCCCCGAGAGAGCUCCCGGUCGCCAUCAUCGGAGAGCCUGACACUCGCAUAACGGUGACGAUGAACUCGCCGAUAGCUCUGCAUUGUUACGCAAUGGGAUGGCCGAGGCCAUUUGUCACCUGGUGGCGCGGUGACCGCAUGUUGCCCUUGUUUUCGGAUAAUUACGAGCAGGAUACCGACUAUACCCUUCUGAUACGCUCGGUAACCUUGACCAACCUCGGUAUUUACACCUGCCAAGCGUUCAAUGGCAUAGGUACACCAGCUUCGUGGUCGGCGACUCUGCAGGCAAUCGGGCCCGUCUACAACGUUAAACCUGAGCACGAGGAGUAUACCAAAUACCUCGUACAACCCCCGAAGAGACCCACUACCGAAAAACCGCAGUAUCCUUACAGACCCACCAGAACGCAAUCGCCCGAAUAUCAGACUUACGCCCCCGUUCGUCCCUCGAAACCACCUCGUAUUCCUAAUGUUAUCCCACUUCAAACCACCACCACCAUCGAACCUGGUGGAGCCAAGUUCAAAGUGCCGGUCAAAGUUAAUGUAUCGGCAGGACAAUCACAAUUUCCCGAAGGCAGUGACAUAAGUAUCGCUUGUGCCGUGGAUGGCUAUCCGAUCCCACGUGUACUCUGGUAUAAGAACGACGAGCUCAUUCAAACAGAUAAUCGAAUCAAGAUUUCUGAACUUAAUCGGCUUAUCAUCAGCGAUGCAAAUCGAGAGGACUCCGGCCGGUAUCGAUGCGAAGCGGCCAAUGAAUAUUUUUCGGAUUCUGAUAGCGUUGAUAUACGCGUAGCUGGCAUCUUCAUUCAUCCUCAUUGCCAGGACAACACGUUCUUCGCCAACUGCGAACUUAUCGUGGAGGCCAAGUUUUGCACGCACAAAUAUUACGCGAAAUUCUGCUGUCGAUCGUGCACAGAGGCCGGGCAGCUGCCGGCGAGAGGACCCCAUCUCGACAACUCGAAGAGAAGAAGAAGGAGAUCCGUUCUGCAUAUGCUCGUCUAAGAUACCAAAUCGACUCUUCGGUAUUUCCGACUCACACGUGAUAGCACAUAUCGAUCUUGGAUCAUGGCUGGCGGGAUACGCGGCAGAGAAGGGAACGGAGAGGAGGGAAUCAUGCGCGCAUCCACCCGCCCCUAUCGGACGUGCCGAAUAAUCGACUUGUUAACUCACUGCCAAAGCCUUAGAGCGUUUAUACAUAGAUAUAAUAUAUAUAUAUAUAUAUAUAUAUAUAUAUAUAUAUAUAUAUAUGCGGUAUAUCCAUCUCUAAACGUAUGCGACUUGCGCCUCUCUAUCCAUGUAUAUACGAUCUGAUGCUGAAUCCUAGUCCGACGGAGCUGUAUUAGGCGGGUUAAUGAACUUGUUCUUAAGAGACCAGUGGAAACGUCGCGACCGCGCAUAUCUCUCAGACGACAUCCCGCGAUAACUGAUUGUAAACAAUGUCGGUUGAUUAAGCGCGUAGAUCGUGUUGUCGAGUCUAUGGGAAAUAUUUUCGAUUGAUGUUCCUUUAAAUAUAUCUUGUGCAUUGCUAUAAUAAUUGCAGUCUUCGAAAUUUUAACCGCGAAAAAUAUAGUUAUAAUAAUAAUUAUAAAAUAUUUGUAUUCACAUUCUUGCGAUCGCGCAAAACUCUUUUUAUAAAACCGGCUUGUCAAAGAUUCGAUAAUUCCCACCCGAAAACACGAUCCGAAGAAUCUCGAUUGAUAUGACGAUAUAGCGUGGCCAUUUUUUUUCUCAUGCAUCAUGGUGUCAGUCAAUGACGCGUGCACGACGUAAUGAAAAAGAAACGAUAUAUAUAUAUAUAUAUAUGUAUGUAUGAAAUAAAGUUCUCUCGCGUAGAAUAUUGUCUAACAACAAGUUCAAGCGGGAUUCCUGUCCCCGGAUUGGACACACUGUGCUGCGUGAUUAAAAAAGGAACCUGUACCUACUUGUAUUAAGCAUAUUAUGCACGUUACGUUGUACAAUAUAAAUAGUUUAUUAUAUUCUCAAUAUGCCAUUUAUAUUCUAUGAUAUUGUUAUUGUUUCUCAUACUCGAAUUAUACAUAUAUUGCCAUAACGCGCGUCGCUGCCGAAUAAAUUACAUCGUUCUUUAUUCAGGAAAAGAGAAGAACGGAUCAGAUGAACUUUUCACUUUUCGCAGAUAAUCGAUAGUAAUCUCUAACGCAAUUAAGAUAAUGAAUAAAAUUUAAAAUUGAAAAAUGAAUAAAAUUUAAAUUAAAAUUUCAUCUUGAAAAUUUUACAAAAAAAGCACAAUACUUAAAUAUGAAUACUUAACACAGACAUGUAAUUUUAUUCGCACGAGCAGCGUGACUUUGUGCCCGACUUGCAAUAUUCUUGAAUUGUGCGUCGCGUUAUAUCUUUCGCUUAUCGUAAGACGUAUGUAUGUACAGUCGAUUUUUCACCGUAUCUAACAAUCAGUUGUAGCUUUCGCGCGUAAAUCUAUUGCAUUUAAUGUUUGUUCCUGACGAAACAUUUUAAUCUAACUCUUAAUUAUAUAUUACAUUUGCUAUUUCGCUAAAUACAUCGUUAUUCAUGAUGUAUUCCAUAGAUCAUAGGGAUACCAAUCGACGAUUAAAAGAAUGGAAAAACGGGAAGAGACAAAAAGUACCAAACUGCAUUUAUACACACACACACACACACCGUAAAUGUAAGCGAAAUCGACGUGUCGCGCGCCUCUGGGACGACUCUCUUGAUUGUUUCGUACUUAAACCGAUUCAGUCGCAGUAAAACGCAGUGCCUUAUUAGAUGACCUUCGAAAGGAUUGGAGAAAGAGUGCUGAAUAUACAAGACGUCUCGUUGUAGUGUAAAUAACCGUCAUGUGUAUUGCGUACCCGCAUAUUUAUUUCCAAAAUGCGCGGCGCAUGUAUAUCAUCUCGUAUAUAUCUAAAUUAUUAGAUUAUAGAUUUAUCCGGAAAACGCGAUGCCACUCGGGAUUUCAACCGCGGGAUACAGAAAUAAAGUAUCGACGAAAAUAUUAAGUACUCUUCUCCUCCGUGCUCCUCUAGACAUUAUCAAAAGACAUGUUAAAAUCGUUAUAGCGACAAGUAUCAUACGUAGAGUAGUGACCCGAUUAAUUGACGAUCUAGUAAGUAUGUAGACAAUCGACGUUGUGUGAUCAGCUGUUUCUGCAGAGAGAAUUCCGAAAUUGGUUGCGGCUGAGAAACAACUUUUUUCGGAGAAAAAAAAAAAAGAAA